Molecule: messenger RNA, 1866 nt
Organism: Monoraphidium neglectum
Lineage: Eukaryota; Viridiplantae; Chlorophyta; Chlorophyceae; Sphaeropleales; Selenastraceae
Exons: 12
Coding region: 1-1866 (621 amino acids)
Biological process (GO): mitochondrion organization; lipid homeostasis
Cellular component (GO): mitochondrial inner membrane
Source: RefSeq, a predicted model, not a curated record
AUGCGCCGCUACGCCGCACUUGUGCGGCGGUUGGCGCAUGUAGGUGCGUGGGAAGGCAAGCAGCUGCAGCAUCAGGACGCGCGCUACGCCGCCGCCGUCACCUUCACGGCGGCGGGCGCCGCGGCCGCCGCCCGCGCCUCCGCAUGGACCAAACCAUGCGUACGGCGCGCCUACAGCUUCGCGGCCGCGGCACCGCUGGCGCGCGGAUUUGCGCAGCUGCGGUACCUGCUGGGCCUCGGCGGCGUUGUGGUGGCGGCACAAUUCGACGACGUCACCGAUACUGUCAAGCUCGGAGCGCUGGCGGCGGUGCGGUUAGGGCGUGACGUGGCGACCGCGGCGGCGAUAGUGGCGGACUACAAGACCUCACUCGCGGCCGCGCCACCCCCUGGCCCAGCGCGCCAGGAGGUGCUCUCCGCCUGCCACCAGCGCGGCGCGGAGCGGCUGCUUGCGCUGUGCUUCAAAAAUGGCGGCAUAUACACUAAGCUUGGCCAGCACAUCGGCCAGCUAGACCAUCUGCUGCCGUCUGAGUAUGUCGACACGAUGCGCGCCAACCUGCUGGACAGGUGCCCCGUCAGCGAUUACGAAGAGGUGUCCGCCAUCAUAAAGGAGGACCUGGGGGCCACCCCAGAGCAGCUCUUCGUGCACGUUGCUGUUGGCAAGGACGGCUCCAAGCUGGCCGUGAAGGUGCAGCACGCCGGGCUCAGGGAGAGCUGCGCCGCCGACAUACACACCAUUGAGAUGCUGGUCAGGGCGGCCAGGGUGAUGUUCCCGGACUUCAACUACCAAUGGCUGGUGGAGGAGGUCAAGGAGAACCUGCCGAGGGAGCUGGACUUCCUGCACGAGGCGUCCAACGCAGAGCGCUGCAGGGCAAACUUCGCGUCCCCCAAGUCGCGGCUGGCCGGCAGGGUGCACAUCCCGGAGCUCUACCCGGCCCUCUCCAGCAGCCGCGUCCUCACCAUGGAGUACAUCGACGGCGCCCGCGUCACAGACGGCGCCGCGCUCGACCGGCUGGGCGUCAGCCGGCCCGCGCUGGCCGCGCUGGUGGCCGAGGCGUUCAAUGAGAUGGUGUUCAUCCACGGGGACGUGCACUGCGACCCCCACGCGGCAAACAUGCUGGUGCGCAAGGUGGGCAGUCGCCAGCAGCUCGUACUGCUUGACCACGGGCUGUACCGCGUGAUUGAUGACGAGUUCAGGGCGCGCUACGCGGCGCUGUGGCGCGCCCUCGUGUUUGCCGACGCGGCGGGCAUCAAGGAGCACGCGGCGGCGAUGAACGCGGGGGAGCUGUACCCGCUGUUCGCGGCGAUGCUGACUCAGCGGCCGUGGGAGCAGAUCGUUGACCGGCGCAUCGACCACCUGGCGCUGCCCAAGACCUCGGCAGACAAGCAGAUGCUGCAGGGCUACGCACAGGUGUACCUGCGGGAGAUAGGGGACCUGCUGCUGCGGAUGCCGCGGCCCCUGCUGCUGCUGCUCAAGACCAACGACUGCCUGCGGUCAGUCGACCACGCGCUCGGCAGCCAACUCAACACGGUCGUGAUGACGGCGCGAGAGUGCACGCGGGCGCUGUCAGACAUCCGGUCGGAGCGCGAGCCUGGCGUGCGCUCGUGGCUCAUGGGCGCGUGGGACGCGGCGCACGUGGAGGUGAUCGUGGCUGCGUUGAGGGUGGCGUCGCUCUGGGCGUCUCUGCGGCGGUCGCUGAUGUCAUCUGGGGCCGGCGGGCGCCGCGGCGGCGGGGAUGGCGGCGGCGGCGAGGAGGGGGAGGCCGGCGGCGAGGGCGCGCUGCCGCCGCUGCAGCAGCUGCCGGCUGAGUUCGUUGCGGCGACGUCCGGCGCAGCGGGGGCGGGGGCGGGCGUGGCGCAGGCGGCCUGA